AUGUCAGAUGACGCGGACGUCAAGCUUGUGGAUCACAAGAAGAAGAACCUCCCUCAUGACACAUUCUCCUAUCAAUAUGUGGAACGAUCUAUCGCGAAAGGGCGACUUGAAGACCUCGAAGCCCACAGGGCAGGUCCAUCUGCACACCGUCCUAUGGGUGCAUCAAAUAUCCCGAUCAAAGGCAAACGAUCAUCUUUCACCCAAAGAGAUGACCAAAUCCUGUAUGAUUGGAUUUACCAUUUUGGAAAGAGCCCAGGGGCACCAAUUCAAGGAAAUAAGUUCUAUCAGGACUUGGCUGAAUAUUUUCCCAAUCACCCAUGGCAGUCCUGGCGAAGUAGGUAUACAAAGCACCUGGCUCUGAAUGCAAACAAACGUCCAGGUGGUGGUGUACCUCAAUCCCUUGAAGAGAUCAUACAGUGUGCGCCGGCCAAAGACAAACACCCCAAGAUCUUACCAACCCGUACUUCCGAACCCGUUCCUGUGGUCAAAACCGGAGCAAAUGAUCUGGAAUCCGCACCUGCCUCAGAUAAAAACACCAUGGGUACCCCAAAACGCAAGCGUGAUUCAAUUCCAGAGCCGCCCAAACAAAUUCGGGUUGAGGUCUCACCUUUCAAGCGACGAGCUAUCGAAGCAUCCGUGGCCGCAGACUCUCCUUCACUUCCACCUCACCGUGAAACCCAGCGCCGCCAUCCACAUCCACAACCAUCAACGAUGACUACACCACCCACCCGCCGCGCUGGUUCACCAAAGGACUCGCCCAGCACCUCCAAUUCAAGGUCAAAGCCAAUCGAAGGUCUAGGGAUUCCAGAACUCUUUCCUCCACAGAUCCGGCAAGAACAAGCAUCUCCCCCUACCCGCGAACCACAUCCGCCCCCAAAGCAUGUGACGAAAAUCUCAGAACCACUUCCCCGUCCACCGGGGGACAAUGCAUUUGCAAGGUUUGCGAGGUUCAAAAAGCAAGAAGCACCCCCGAGACCGCCACCAAGCGAUCCUUAUAAGGAUAAUUUCGACCCUGGUUUCUUAGAGCUGCCAUUCCCCCCGUCCAGCUCGCCACCCGAGCCUACCGAAGACGAUGUAUCAGAGACGCCCGAUAUAGACAGCUGGAUCGACGCACGACUGGCUCGAGGCGCGGAUGAAUCACACAUCUUCGACGCUCUGCGCUGCACAAGCAUGGAAAUGGAAAUGGCUGACAGAGUACUCAAGCACCUCAGUGCUGGGAAAGGCAUCCCGAAUAACAUGCCUGGUGUCUGGACGACCGAAGACGACGAGUGCUUCCAAGCAGAAGAGCACUCGAAAGUGCAGCGUGCCUUAUCAAAGCAUGGUGCUGGGGCGUUCAAGGCAAGAUGGGAGUAUUUCCGCUUAGCUCGGGAAGGGGGGAUUAAUGAAUGA
This is a messenger RNA of Penicillium brevicompactum, 1389 nucleotides long. RefSeq names its product putative transcription factor Rap1. Lineage: Eukaryota; Fungi; Ascomycota; Eurotiomycetes; Eurotiales; Aspergillaceae. Gene Ontology annotation, biological process: regulation of DNA-templated transcription; telomere maintenance via telomere lengthening. The record is from RefSeq and is a predicted model, not a curated record. Gene Ontology annotation, molecular function: telomeric repeat DNA binding. The coding region runs from base 1 to 1389 and encodes 462 amino acids. Gene Ontology annotation, cellular component: shelterin complex. The transcript has 3 exons.